CCAUGAGAAUAAGUGUGCAGUAAGAAAUUCUGGAGUGAGCAGUGUGUUCUAUUAAUUCUCUUUACUGAGUGUUGCACAGGAUCUGAGCUCAAUGGCUGUGUUUCUUCUUUUGGCUGGAAUGGUAGUGGUGGGCUAUAUGAUUUUUCAUAAUAUCUUUGUCAAAGGGGCAGUUUGCAAGAGCAAUGUGAAACUGCACGGGAAAACUGUAAUUGUAACAGGAAGUAACACAGGCAUAGGGAAGAUGACUGCACUAGAUCUGGCCAGGAGAGGUGCCAGGGUCAUCCUGGCCUGCCGCAACAAACAGAGAGCUGAGGCUGCGCUCGCUGACAUCAAGAGGGAGAGUGGGAGCAAUGAGGUGGUGUUCAUGCAUCUGGAUCUGGGCAGUCUGAAGUCUGUUCGCUCCUUUGCUGAAACCUUCCUAAAGACUGAGCGCAGAUUGGACCUGCUCAUCAACAAUGCAGGUAUUUACAUGCAGGGCAGCACAGAAGACGGCUUGGGGAUGAUGUUUGGUGUCAACUACAUCGGUCACUUCCUGUUGACCAACCUGCUUCUGGACCGUCUGAAGGAGUGCGGUCCGAGUCGAGUGGUCAACGUGGCGUCCUUGGGCCAUAAUUUUGGCAAAAUUGAUUUCAACUGCUUGAGCACUCACAAGGAGUUAGGUGUUGGCGAGUCUGCCACGGACGUCUUUAACAUCUAUUGCAACAGCAAGCUGUGUAACGUUGUCUUCACCCAUGAGCUGGCCAAGAGACUGAAGGACACAAAUGUUACCUGCUACAGCCUCCACCCUGGUAUAAUCGAAACUGAGCUGGGCCGUUACGCCAACUCUGCAUUUUUAAUGCUGUUGAAGCCCAUCUCAAUGUUGUUCUUCAAGAACUCUGUGGCGGGGUCUCAGACCACCCUGCACUGUGCCCUGCAGGAGGGCCUGGAGCCCCUGUCUGGAUGCUACUUCUCUAACUGUACAGUCAGGAACGUCUAUCCUAAGGCCAGAGAUGAUGCGGUGGCCAAGAAGCUAUGGGAAGUCAGUGAGAGUCUGUGUGGACUCCUGUGAAAGCCUCCCACUGUGACUCAAGCUCUCCUCAGUGUGCAAGAUGAUUUUUGACAUUUGAGUGGACUUGCCCUUUAAGUCAUUCA
Messenger RNA from Oncorhynchus nerka (sockeye salmon), 1131 nucleotides. RefSeq names its product dehydrogenase/reductase SDR family member 13-like. The coding region runs from base 92 to 1048 and encodes 318 amino acids. The transcript has 5 exons. The record is from RefSeq and is a predicted model, not a curated record. Lineage: Eukaryota; Metazoa; Chordata; Actinopteri; Salmoniformes; Salmonidae.